AUGCAAGACGCUAUGGUUACUGGGAGAGGUUUUGCUCGAGAAAGUGCCCCGGGGGAGCCCAACGCCCUGUCUGAGGGCACUGCGUUCGCCCGAGGCUCGACGUGCACCAGACACGCUGAGCGUUUAUGCUGCGGACGCGAAUGCCGGCGCGGGCGAGCUACUAGGCAUCGUCGGAAGUGCGGGCAGAUUGGUAUCCCUCGACGGAUGCGGACUAUUGCGUCCGGGAAGGUUGCGACCAAGUUGAGGUGCAUCGAAGCGAAGCUGGAGCGUGUAUAUGCUAUUGUGCAGUCCCUAAAGACGCUCUUUUUGAGGGAGCAGCGCGAAGAUCCGCUCUACAGCGCAGCGUCUCGCGGAUGCCAGCGGCAGUAUCGUCGUUCAGUCGCCUGCUCAGAACAGCACUCGAUAACCUGCACGGACUCACCUGGCAGUGGUACGCGUGGCGACUCCGCUGCGGCAGCGACGGAUGCAGCGGUGCCACAAUGUCGUCGGUCUGAGGCGGACCCAGUACGCCACAGCACUGAAGAGGAAGAGGAACGUUUGACUCUGGAGUGCGCAGCACGGCCGUUCGGAUGCACCGGCCGUUACCGGCGACGUGUGCAUCCCUUGAAGGCAACGUAUGAAAGUGAGUAUCGAGUACCCGGGGUGACGGCAUGCUCCCUGCCAGAUGCGGACGCUUUGUGCUGCGACAAAAUAGAUUCUGUGCAAUUCGGCGAGAUGAAUGGAGAAUGUCUACGAGAAUUUACCGCACACGGUGAUGACGUCUCGAAGCACACGCCCCUUCCAUCGCUCCGAGCCGCAGCGCCAAGCAGUACAUGGUUUACGGUGGCUCCGAUGGCAGAUAGUUCGCCGAGAGCGACUCCUGAUCCUCCAUCUGCGUCUGCAGGCUCCAGAUCAUGCUUGGAGCAUGUUGCACAAGCUGAGCGCCAGCUCUGCGCUACUGCUUAUCAGACGCCAGCUAGAUUAGGGACUGCGAAUACGAGAGCAAUCGGAAUUCGUCAACCCCAAAUGCAUUUCACUGAACUGGGCGGGGAGCGCGUGCCCAGGGCGAUUCCAGCAGAGGACCAGCCGCAGCCUGCUGACGUUGGCAGACCGGACGCACAGCUCACGAAGCGUGAACUUGCUCAGCAGCAAACAACUUACCAACGCGCCGAAGCUGCACCUACCACGUCACCGAACGCCCGCAAGUCCGCUGACGAAGAUUCCACUUGUCGAUGCCCGUCGUGCAAAGCGUUCUUUACGACACUUGCUGGGAGUUAUCCCCCAGAUAUGCAGAGAGAGAUUCAGCGCUGCUCCAGACGGGCACGCAAGAUAACAACGACGAAAGGUCCGCGCACACCGCCCACGCCCAAGUUCUGGCGUCAGAUCGAGUUCAGCUCCUCGGAAGAGUCGCCGACGCGCCUUUGA
Molecule: messenger RNA, 1404 nt
Organism: Cyanidioschyzon merolae strain 10D
Lineage: Eukaryota; Rhodophyta; Bangiophyceae; Cyanidiales; Cyanidiaceae
Exons: 1
Coding region: 1-1404 (467 amino acids)
Source: RefSeq, a predicted model, not a curated record